Molecule: messenger RNA, 849 nt
Organism: Chiroxiphia lanceolata (lance-tailed manakin)
Lineage: Eukaryota; Metazoa; Chordata; Aves; Passeriformes; Pipridae
Product: spindlin-Z-like
Exons: 5
Coding region: 61-849 (262 amino acids)
Biological process (GO): gamete generation
Source: RefSeq, a predicted model, not a curated record
GGGAAGAACUGGAUUUUCACCCUAGUCUAGCAGCUUUGCUGCUCACUUAAACACAGAUGAAUGAAGACCCCAUUUGGAAAAUCACCAGGUCAGCGGUCCAGAGCUGAUGCAGGUCAUGCAGGAGUCUCUGCAAGUAUGAUGAAGAAAAGAACUUCCCACAAAAAGCAUAGAAACAAUGUUGGACCAAGCAAACCUAUUUCUCAACCACGAAGAAACAUUGUAGGCUGCAGAAUACAGCAUGGCUGGAGAGAAGGGAGUGGACCUGUAACACAGUGGAAGGGCACAGUUCUUGAUCAAGUUCCUGUAAAUCCCUCCCUCUAUCUUAUAAAGUAUGAUGGAUUUGAUUGUGUGUAUGGACUAGAACUGCACAAAGAUGAAAGAGUUUCAGCACUUGAAGUCCUUCCAGACAGAGUUGCUUCAUCUCGAAUUAGCGAUGCCCACCUGGCAGACACAAUGAUUGGCAAAGCUGUGGAACAUAUGUUUGAGACAGAGGAUGGCUCAAAAGAUGAAUGGAGGGGGAUGAUCUUGGCUCGAGCUCCUAUUAUGAACACAUGGUUUUAUAUUACCUACGAGAAAGAUCCUGUCUUGUACAUGUACCAACUCUUAGAUGACUAUAAAGAAGGUGACCUUCGCAUUAUGCCCGAUUCCAAUGAUUCACCUCCUGCAGAACGAGAACCAGGUGAAGUUGUGGACAGCCUGGUAGGCAAACAAGUGGAAUAUGCCAAAGAAGAUGGCUCAAAACGGACUGGCAUGGUCAUUCAUCAAGUUGAAGCCAAACCAUCUGUCUAUUUCAUCAAGUUUGAUGAUGAUUUCCAUAUUUAUGUCUAUGAUUUGGUGAAGACAUCCUAG